UAAGGGAGAAAUUGGGGGUCCUAAUCCUUGUCCAUCUUUGGGAAGUCAUUCCCAGAGCUCUGAGGAUUUGGGACUUUGGUUUCCGCUCUGCUUGCUUUGGUUAAUAAUACCCUGGGAGGGAAAGGAGACAUGGCGAGAGAAAGAAGGAAAGAGACAGAAGGAAUAGAAGAGAUGAAGGAAAAGAUUUCUUUACCCUGUGGAGGGCUAGCAGGACAGCAGCCUGAGAAAAAAGAAAGUGACUGAAGCAAGUACUAACAUCUAAGCCCAGCCGUAUACAGUUGCUGUUUGUGUAUGUGCAGGUGUGCAAGAGCUUUUCUACAUAUAGAACCUGCUGGACAGUGUGUAAAUACCGGCUUGCUUUCUUCAGUUCAUCCCGCAGGUUGAGUAAAAGUCAAUAACCCAAAAGUGGUUGUGAUGUUUGCUCAGAAGACCUAUUCCUGGUGUGUUUAAAUAACAGUGUUUGCAGGGCUGUUGUAAGUGUGCCCGGGUGUUUUUGUGUUUCUAUGGUGCCGACAGGAGCUGAUAACAGCUCUAAUGAUCAUGGCAGCACAGUCAGGGAUGUAGCUGUAGACGGGGCAAGGCUGCCUGGCUGGAUGUGUCACAGUUUCUGUGUUUGUCCAUCACCUGAGCUUAAGGUGUUGAUAGGUCCAUCGUCCACAGGGUCAAAGUGCGGGACAGUUUUCUGGUGUGAACUGGCCACUCAGCCCCUGAGAAUGAAACACUAAAGAAUGUGCCAUCUUAGCGGUGGAGAUGUUCCGUCAUAUGCUGGGGAAAACCCUGGGCCUCUUUGGUUACACCAUCCAGUAUGGUUGCAUUGCACACUGUGCCUUUGAAUACAUUGGCGAAUUUGUGGUGUGUUCUGGUCCUUCUAUGGAGCCCACAAUUGUAAACCAUGAUGUUGUGUUCUCUGAACGUAUGAGUCGUCAUCUUUUUAAAAUAGAAAAGGGUGACAUAGUAAUUGCAAAAAGUCCAUUCGACCCACAAAUGAACAUUUGUAAAAGGGUUAUUGGAUUGGAGGGUGAUAAGAUCUGCACCAGUUCUCCCUCAGAUUUGUUCAAGACCCACACAUAUGUUCCAAUGGGCCAUGUAUGGCUGGAAGGGGAUAACCUUAGGAAUUCCACUGACUCAAGGAACUAUGGCCCAAUUCCAUAUGCCCUGAUUCGAGGUCGUGUUUGCUGGAAGCUCUGGCCGCUGCAUAGUUUUGGCACUAUGAGUGAAACCCCGAUGAAACGCAUCAUUAAAGCUCAGAGGGACUCAGACUCGGAUUGACACACUCAAUUGUUUAUUUUUCUGUACUCAGUUUAAAACCUCUUUUUAAUAAAAUGGCUACAUGGCCAAUUUUCUUGUUG
This is a messenger RNA of Xiphophorus maculatus (southern platyfish), 1349 nucleotides long. RefSeq names its product inner mitochondrial membrane peptidase subunit 1 (gene immp1l). Gene Ontology annotation, molecular function: serine-type endopeptidase activity. The transcript is spliced from 6 exons. The record is from RefSeq and is a predicted model, not a curated record. NCBI's taxonomy places the organism in Eukaryota, Metazoa, Chordata, Actinopteri, Cyprinodontiformes, Poeciliidae. Gene Ontology annotation, cellular component: membrane; mitochondrial inner membrane peptidase complex. The coding region runs from base 751 to 1269 and encodes 172 amino acids.